UUCCCGAAAAUGUGCACACGACAGGAGAAGGGAUUUUUCGGUCCGUGCGACAACACCACUGCGCUUCAAUAGCAAAUAUGGCAGGCAGAGGUGGACAUGAUAAUAAUAGAUAUGGAGGAGAGCGGGCCCGUAGACCGCUCCCGACGGAACCGCCGUACAUUGCGUACGUGGGAAAUUUGCCGCAAGGCGUCGUACAGGGCGAUCUGAACAAGAUUUUCCAGGAUUAUACGGUGAAGAACAUCCGUCUGGUCAAGGAUAAGGAAACCGACGUCUUCAAGGGCUUCUGCUAUGUGGAGUUUGGCACGCUGGACGAGUUGAAACAGGCCUUGGACUUGGACGGGGUGAUCAUGCUUAACGACAGCUUUGCUGCCCUACGGAUUGACAUAGCGGAACAGAAGAAGAACGACCGUGGUGGAUUCAACAAAAGAGGCGGAGGCGGAGGCGGUCAGCAGAAUCGCGGAGGACCAGGAGGUUUCAGUAACAAAGGAGGAACCCACAACAACCGACAAGGCGGUGAUAGAAACUACGGUAAUGACAACUAUGGCAGAAAUGAUUUUGAUAGAAACCGUGGACGUUCUAAUAACUAUAACGCAGAUCGUGGGCCAAACCGCGGCAGAUAUGGUAACUUUGGUGAUGAGAUCCGUGAUGGUGGCCGGGAUGGAGGUAACCGAGAUGACUGGAGCCGAGACCACGAUGGUCGUGGAAGCGACAGGGGAGACAACUACAAUCGUGGUGGUGAUGGGGGCUACGGGCGAUACGGAGGAGGAAGUGCUGGAGGAAUGGCAGGUGGUCGUAGAGAACACCGUGAUAGUGACAGAAGAAAAGAACCAAUUCAAGGCCCUCCAUCACUUAGUUUGGCCGAACGAGAUGCUGGUAGACCUAAGUUGAACUUGAAACCACGGACCGUGGCCACUCCUUUGAACGCCCUUGCGGAAACUAAGCAAGCAGCUGCCAUUUUUGGUAAUGCUCGACCCCGCGAGGAAAAGAUCGGGGCCGAAGGCAGAGAGCCGGAGGAUUCAGAACGUAAAACGUCUGUCUCCUCUUCAACGGCUGAAGACGAUAAGAACGAACCGAACUAAAGCUUUUCUUUAGUUUGUUAGCGUUAACUUUUUUAGUUAUUUUUCCUUUUAUCAAAUGAGAGCGAAAGUAAAACAGUUUUUUUUUACUAAAAUGCAUAUAAAAAUAGGAUGAAAAGCAGGAUUGCAAUGUGAAAUUACAAACCCAUACAUGAAAAUACAUGCAUACCCACAAGAAAUGAUGAAAAACCUAACGUAAACAUAUGUGUUUAAUUUAUGUUUGAUUUUUACGCUUUCUUCUACAAUUUAAUAAAAUAAUAAUUAAAGAAAAUGCAAAAAAAGAAGGAAUGAAAUACAAAAUAAAAUGUAAUUAUACUGUAAUAAGUAUGAGACAGUAAAUUAUAAUAACUACUAUAGCACAUUGAUAUACUGCAAAACCUAAAAGAAUAACUUCGCGAGAGAAAAGCUAAAAACUGAAGUCUUACUAUAAGAGAAAAACAAAUCUUUUUGAGCUAGGAAACACAGUAAUAAUUACAAAGGAGAGUCGAGAAUUUAAUGCGUUUUUGAAAUUGUUUUACCCUGGUGUUUGCGUUAUCCGUUUUCUUUUUGCGUAUGAAGUGUUUUAAUUAAGAGGAUAUGUGAGACAAUUCAAUCAGUAAUGUAUGAGAAAGUUGUGCUUUAGUCGAAGAUUUCAAUGGCGAAAACAUUCAAGAUCAUACAGUUAAUGAAUUUACCUUAACGUCCUACAGUCGAUAACUUUACGCAGCUAAAGUUACUCUAAAUUCCGUUUGUUUUACCAUCGGACACUAAAAGGAUUGUGAUUCGUGUUACUUUUGAUUUGAUUUUCAGUUCAAUUCGCCGCUUAAACUACAAUGAAUAUCUGCAACAUUACGCAUAGUUCGGUUCGCUUUUGAAAGGUUUAAAAUUUUGAAACUAAAUUCAAGAGCAAAAAUGUAAAAAUGGUAAGCAUAAUAUACACUCUUAUCUUUAAGUGUUGUUGACAUAAAUACGAGAUGAAUGAUGAACAUGAAAACGGAUGAAUAAACUGGUGAAAUAACUAUACUUGGAAAACAUAA
Messenger RNA from Aedes aegypti (yellow fever mosquito), 2092 nucleotides. RefSeq names its product eukaryotic translation initiation factor 4H. Bases 78 to 1079 code for a protein of 333 amino acids. Gene Ontology annotation, molecular function: RNA binding. Lineage: Eukaryota; Metazoa; Arthropoda; Insecta; Diptera; Culicidae. The record is from RefSeq and is a predicted model, not a curated record. The transcript is spliced from 4 exons.